CUGGAUGAUGAAUUCCUCUUAGCAAAAGAAGAGUGGGGGGAGCUUCUGCCGCCUGACCAAGGACGGUCCGCGGCCUGACCCCCCACUCCAGUGCCGGGAGGAGGGGCCCCCCUCGUGGGGCUGGCAGGAGAGCCGCCAGGACCCCGGCUGCGGGCUGGGGAGGGGGUGUCGGGCUCCUCUCUAGACCCGAGGUGAUGGGCGGAGCUCGCGGGCCCGGGCUGGGGAGGGUGCGGGCUCCCCUGCCGCGAAGCCGGUCCCGGGGGAGCGGGGUUCCGGUCCCAGCGGGCUGGAGGCGGCGCUGAGCCUCGUGACGCAUAAAUAGCGGUGGCAGCAAAGCGUUUGGCCGCGGACUCGUCGAAGGAGCCCGGCCGCCACUUCCCGCUGCAGCCGCGCCAUGCGGUGAGCGCUGCCGAUCAACACGACCCGACCCUACUGGACUCGUCCCCGGGCGCAGCCGCUCACGGUACCCGAUCAGUGCCGUCCGCGCUCUCCUGUCCCCGGCAGCGCCCCGCAUCCCUCGUGCCACCCGUCCGCUCCAGCCAGGCCAGGCGCCCACAGGCCGGCUCCCCUCGCUCCAGAUGGCCAGGGCCGGCGCCCUCCUGCUCCUCUCGCUCCUCCUCGUCGCCGCCCUGCCGGCCACCUUGGUGCUCGGGGCCCCGGCAAAAGAGAAGAGAGGCUGGACCCUGAACAGCGCCGGCUACCUGCUGGGCCCCCCAGAUGCCAUCGACAACCACAGAUCAUUUAGUGACAAGCAUGGCCUCGCUGGCAAGCGGGAACUCCAGCUGGAUGGCGACCUGCAGACAGGAAGCUUUGACAGGUCAUUGCCUGAGAACAACAUUGUGCGCACCAUAAUUGAGUUUCUGACUUUCUUACAUCUCAAAGGUUGAAAAGCUUCCGGAUUUCUGUCAAGACAUGCCUGAGAUAGAAAAUGGAAAGUCCAUGAAGAGUGUGCCUUAUGCUCAGAAUGGUGGUGAACACCUCUAUUCCCACAGUCUUGGCGUCUGAAGCAGGAGGGUGGCAAAUAUGAACCAAGCCUGGACAACUUAGGAACUUAGUGAGACCUUGUCUCAAAAUAAAAAAUUAAAAAAGAACUAGAGACAUAGCCCUGGGUUCAAUCCCCAGUACCACAAAAACAAACAAGCAAAACCCUCCAAAACAAAGAAUAUGCUUUGUGACUCAGAACUAAUGCUUAGUGACAGGCGCCUCAGUGGAGGCCAGCAGUGGUUUCUAAGAGCAGGGGGAGCAGGGACUCCACCAUAACCAGGAGCUGCCUGGCUCCUGGUCACCUUUUGGUCUCCAUAAAGGAGUGUGCUGUAGCUAUGGUCUCUUUAGGUUGUGCUUUUUCUCUGCAUCUCAAAGUCACACAUAUUUAGUGUAGAAAAUUAAUGGACAAUAAAGAUGAAAAGAAAUUGUUUCACUGUUUCCAUGGGGAUAGACUGUAGACUCCCUUCCAGCAUUCCCUGUCCCUUUCCCUAAGGUAAAUGAUUUUAGGGGAGUGAGGGGUGCUGGGGGUGGACCCCAGGGCCUCACACAUGCUAAGCAAGCUGGAUCCUCAGCCCCCUGAGAUAGUGGAGGCCACGGUCCUGUGCUGGCAGCUCAUACCAUGGGAAUGUGAUUGAAUGAACCACAUCUCAGGCAUCUUUCUGUGUGAUGUGUACAUUUUUCUCAUGUAAUCCUCUCAGCAACCAUGGAACCUAAAAACUGCUACAGCUAUGCAGUCUUAUAGAUCAAGAAACUGAGGUGCAGGCAGUGGAAUCUCGAGUCUAAGUCCUCAUGCUGACUCCAGGGGCAGGUCUCACCCUUGGCCAUGCCUUUUCCACACGAUGCACAUGACUGUCACUCUGAUUUGUUUUAACUUUUUAAUCUACCUGUCCUGUAUCUACCUAUUCAUGCAAUUGCAUACAUAUUUUCAAAUAAAAAGUGAUUUGUAUUCCUUGUAAUAAUUCAAACAUCACAGAAGUCACAGUGGAGGUCCUGUCUCCCUCCUGAAGUUACUUAGCAGCUAGAUCUGUAUGUCCAGCACCAAGGCACUCAAAUGUGGCCAUCAUAGCCCACUGUUCCACUGCACGGCACUGGUCUGUGGAACUGACAGACUUGUCCCUGGGUACCACCCCCAGGCUACACUAGGGGCUUCCUUGUGACUUCUCCCCAUCAUGAACCUCCAAGGGAGCCACUGCUCAGACUCUGACAGCGGUAGAUCUGAUGUGCUGAGACAUCAGGUGAGUGGAAGCCCACAGAGCAGCCUUUCGGCCCUGCUUCUUUCCUCAGCAGUGUCUGUGACAGUCAUUCUCGCUGCUGCACUUCGCUGCACUUCUUUCCUUUCUGUUGAUGUGUAAUUUUCCUUUGGACCACAUACCUGCCAUUGUAUCUAUCAAUGGACUUGUCCCUUGGAUUGGUGGGCUUGUUGCCAGUGUUGGGCUAUUUCAAAUAAAGUUGCUGUGAACAUUCUUGUGCAAAUCUUUUGUGGACAUUUACACUCACUUCUACUGGCUGUAUUUUUAGAAAAGAAAUUGCCGGGGCAUAGUAUAUACAAGGCUUAGCUGUAGUAGCUAUUGUCAGACAAUUUCCCAAAAUGCUUGUACCCAAUUUAA
Molecule: messenger RNA, 2591 nt
Organism: Heterocephalus glaber (naked mole-rat)
Lineage: Eukaryota; Metazoa; Chordata; Mammalia; Rodentia; Bathyergidae
Source: RefSeq, a predicted model, not a curated record